Mesocestoides corti is the source of this 396-nucleotide messenger RNA. NCBI's taxonomy places the organism in Eukaryota, Metazoa, Platyhelminthes, Cestoda, Cyclophyllidea, Mesocestoididae. The record is from the annotation of a GenBank genome assembly.
AUGCCGGGAUGUGUAGUUGGCGUGGGCGUCGCUAAUUUCCGUGCUGUCUAUCGAUCGUCAAGCCGAACUGCCUUGAACCCUCAUCGUGUUGUCUAUCGAUCGCCAAGCCGAACUCCCUUGAACCCUCACCGUGUCGUCUAUCGAUUGCCACGCCGAGCAUCCGUGAACAGCCAUCUGGUCGUGCAGAUCACGAACCCCAUUUCUAUUGGCCACAAGUUAAUUGCUCAUAAACCGGAUGAGUCAUGUUCAGACGCCUCAUAUGAGUGUCCACGAGCAGUGGGAGUUGAAAGUACCCGCGUCUUUGCCGUCACCAAUGAUUUCGCGUGUUCGUCACAGAAUGAGACGUCGUCCGGCGAUUUGUAUACUCGCGGCUUCAAGGAAACCGCGUCGCUAUGA